UUCGUUCCGGCCAGGCUUGAAGAAAGAUGCAGAUGCCAGUAACCAGCAGCAGCAGCAGCAGCAGCAGCAGAAGCGGUGAGCAGCGCAUCCGUGGUAGCUACGAUCCGGAUGGCCGGAUCUGGUCCGGUCCAACGACACCCCGUGAACUGGAGGUGAACCAGAGCCUCGGUCAGCUCGUGCUGAGCUCGCUGCGCACGGCGGAUCCGGCGCACGUGACGCAGAUCGGCGAUGGCGAUGUGCGCGUGACCUGCGGCGAGAUGUACGAGCGGACGGUCCGCUGUGCCCAGCGGUUGACCGAGCUCGGGUACGGACCGGGCACGAUGGCGGCCCUGGCAUCGAGCAACACCGUCCACGUAGCGCCCGUCAUGUUCGCCUGCUUCACACUCGGCAUCACGGUCAACACGCUCGACUUUUCGUUCGCGGUCGACGAGUUCCGGCACAUGUUCGGCAUCACCCGGCCGGUGCUGGUGUUCUGCCAGGGUGACAUCGUCGAGAAGGCACGGGCCGGUGCCCGGGCCGCCGGGCUCGAGCCACGCUUCGUAGUGUUCGGUGGCAGCGGGGACGAGGAGCACGACUAUCUGCGUGUCGAGCAACUGCUAGCACCGACCGGACAGGAGCACCGGUUCGUACCACCGACGCUGGACGAUCCGGCCAGCCACCUGGCGGUGAUCCUGUGUUCGUCCGGCACGACCGGACUGCCCAAGGGUGUCAGCUACACGCACAGCUUCUGCAUCGCCAACAUGCCGUCACUGUGGCCGAUCGAUCCAACGGAUCGCGUCCUUGCGUUCAGCUCGCUCUACUGGCUGUCCGGUUUCGCGGUCCUGCUCCUCGGCACCAUCCACCGGGCGACCCGUAUCAUCACGUCCGAAGGGUUCUGCGCGGAGCGAGCGCUAGCCCUGCUCGCCCACCAACGCGUCACCAUGGCCUUCUUUCCACCCUUCCACCUCAACCUGCUGCUGAGCGACGGACGCUUCGCGAGCACCGACCUCCGGGCGCUCCGGCUGAUACUGUGCGGGGGGGCACGCGUCUCCGGUGACCUGUACCGUCGCCUACGCUCAGCCCUCCCACCCGCCACCGCGAUUCAGAUCGGCUACGGCAUGUCGGAGUCGUCGCUGGUCACGCUGACCGAUCCGGGGGCCCCGUACCGUGACGAUACGGUCGGUACACUGCAGCCACACACCGACGCCCAGAUCGUCGACCCGGACAGUGGCCGGCCGGUGGGAGUGGGCGAGCCGGGCGAGGUGAUGCUGCGCGUCCAGUACCCGUUCGCCGGCUACUACGGUGAUCCGGACGCCACCCGGGCCACCAUGUCGCCGGACGGGUGGAUCAGGACCGGUGACAUCGGUUACUUCGACGACGGUGGCCAGCUGUACAUCGUUGACCGGCGCAAAGACAUCAUCAAGUACGGUGGCAACCAGAUUUCACCGACCGAGCUCGAAGCGAUCAUCAAGCAGCUGCCGGGGGUGCUCGAGUGCUGCGUCGUCGGUCUGCCGGAACCAGCCGGGAACGAGCUGCCUGCGGCAGCGAUCAUCCUCUCCCCUACCGCCAGUGUUACCGCCUUGACCGAGUCGACUGUCGCCCAGUUCGUGCAGGGGCGCGUUUCCGACAGCAAGCGUCUCCGGGGGGGCGUGUUCUUCGUCGAAGCCCUUCCCCUCACGCCGUCCGGAAAGAUCGUCCGUCGGAAGUGUCUGGAGCAGGUGCUUGCCCUCGGCGCCGGAACACGGACGCCGGAGCGGUUGAUUCACGAUCAUCACGGAUCCAAAUAAAGGGCGGCCAAACCUGGGGCGCGGAUUCAUUCGGGCGGGGUUUUUUUUUACCCCUUACCAUUGCAGCAUCUGUUGUGACCAAGCGUAAGUAGUGGCAAGCAUGUAAAAUAAACGAUCAAAAUCAAUA
Molecule: messenger RNA, 1893 nt
Organism: Anopheles aquasalis
Lineage: Eukaryota; Metazoa; Arthropoda; Insecta; Diptera; Culicidae
Product: luciferin 4-monooxygenase-like
Biological process (GO): long-chain fatty acid metabolic process; fatty-acyl-CoA biosynthetic process
Molecular function (GO): long-chain fatty acid-CoA ligase activity
Source: RefSeq, a predicted model, not a curated record